Messenger RNA from Lipotes vexillifer (Yangtze River dolphin), 5913 nucleotides. It is a transcript of the gene MAML2, whose product is annotated as mastermind like transcriptional coactivator 2. Bases 203 to 3565 code for a protein of 1120 amino acids. Gene Ontology annotation, molecular function: transcription coactivator activity. The record is from RefSeq and is a predicted model, not a curated record. Gene Ontology annotation, cellular component: nuclear speck; nucleoplasm. Gene Ontology annotation, biological process: Notch signaling pathway; positive regulation of transcription of Notch receptor target. Lineage: Eukaryota; Metazoa; Chordata; Mammalia; Artiodactyla; Lipotidae. The transcript is spliced from 5 exons.
UUCUAUUCUUUCUCCUCACCCCCUUUUACUCCCUCCCCUCCCGCAUACCUUCUCCACUACUCCCCCCAACCUCUGAAGACCUCUAUUCAUGUGGCCCUGAACACUGAGCGCACAUUGUCAACAGCAGAUUUGCCUGCACUAACCAGCCAUAGCCUCCUUCCACCUCACCAUCCCAGAGGCAGCAAUCAUUGUGUCCAGUAAGAUGGGGGACACAGCGCCCCCGCAGGCCCCCACAGGAGGGUUAGGGGGGGCCCCUGGGGCGGGGCUCCUUGGAGGGGGCUCGGUCACCCCGAGAGUGCACAGUGCCAUUGUGGAGCGCCUUCGGGCACGGAUCGCCGUCUGCCGCCAGCACCACCUGAGCUGUGAAGGACGCUACGAACGGGGUAGGGCCGAGAGCUCAGACCGGGAAAGAGAGAGCACCUUGCAGCUCCUGAGCCUCGUACAGCACGGCCAGGGAGCGAGGAAGGCUGGCAAACACACCAAGGCCACUGCCACUGCUGCCACCACUACAGCCCCUCCCCCGCCACCUGCUGCCCCUUCUACAGCCUCCCAAGCGGCAGCGACAGCGGCCCCACCGCCCCCACCAGACUAUCACCAUCACCACCAGCAGCACCUGCUGAGCAGUAGCAAUAAUGGUGGCAGUGGUGGGAUCGACGGGGAGCAGCAGCCACCGGCUUCAACCCCGGCGGACCAGAGGAACUCGGCCCUGAUUGCGCUCCAGGGUUCCUUGAAAAGAAAACAGAUAGUUAACCUGUCCCCUGCCAACAGCAAGAGGCCUAAUGGCUUUGUCGACAACUCAUUCCUUGAUAUCAAAAGAAUCCGUGUUGGGGAAAACCUCACUGCAGGACAAGGGGGCCUCCAAGUAAAUAAUGGACAAAGUCAUAUGAUGUCAGGGACCUUGCCCAUGAGCCAAGCACCCCUGAGAAAGACUGCCACGCUGCCAGCCCAUACACAUUCUCCUGGAAAUGGUAUGUUCAACAUGGGCUUAAAGGAAGUGAAGAAGGAACCGGGAGAGACUCUCUCUUGCAGCAAGCACGUGGAUGGUCAAGUGACCCAGGAGAAUAUUUUUUCUAACAGGUACGGAGAUGACCCCGGAGAGCAGCUGAUGGAUCCCGAGCUGCAGGAACUGUUCAAUGAACUGACCAAUAUAUCUGUGCCUCCCAUGAGUGACCUUGAGCUUGAGAACAUGAUCAACGCCACCAUAAAGCAGGACGACCCGUUUAACAUCGACUUGGGUCAGCAAAGCCAGAGGAGCACUCCCCGGCCGUCCUUGCCCAUGGAGAAGACAGUGAUCAAAAGUGAAUACUCACCCGGCCUGACCCAGGGCCCCUCGGGCUCUCCUCAGUUGAGGCCUUCAUCCGCCGGCCCUGCGUUCUCCAUGGCCACCUCGGCCCUCUCUGCUUCCUCCCCGAUCCCUUCAGUCCCUCAGAGCCAGGCUCAGCCCCAGACGGCCUCAGGAGCAAGCCGGGCCCUGCCGAGCUGGCAGGAAGUAUCCCACGCCCAGCAGCUCAAACAGAUCGCCGCUAAUCGUCAGCAGCACGUCCGGAUGCAGCAGCACCAGCCGACCAGCUGGCCAGGCUUGCCCUCUUCAGCGGGGCCCUCCCCGGGUCCAUUUGGGCAGGAGAAAAUCCCCAGCCCCUCUUUUGGCCAGCAGCCAUUCAGUCCCCAGAGCUCCCCCAUGCCGGGGGUCGUGGGCGGUGGCAGCCAGUCCAAGGUCAUGGCGAACUACAUGUACAAGGCCAGCCCCUCGGCCCAGGGAGGGCCUCUGGACGUGCUCCUGCAGCAGAAGCCUCAGGAUCUUAGUCGGAGUUUUAUGAACAACCCCCACACAGCCAUGGAGCCCCGGCAUGGCAGCACCAAGCCUUUGUUUCAUUUUAACUCAGAUCAAGCCAACCAGCAGAUGCCUUCCGUUUUGCCUCCCCAGAGCAAGCCUCCUCUCCUGCAUUAUACCCAGCCGCAGCCGCAGCCGCAGCAGAGCUCGAUUUCAGCUCAGCAGCAGCAGCAGCAGCAGCAACAGCAGCAGCAGCAGCCGCCGCAGCCGCAGCCGCAGCCGCAGCCACAGCCACAGCAGCAGCCACAGCAGCAACCAGCAGCUCAGCCCACCCAACCUCUCUCGAGCCAGCCUUUGCUGAGGUCACCGUUACCACUUCAGCAAAAGAUCCUGCUGCAGAAGAUGCAGAAUCAGCCCAUCACAGGACUGGGGUACCAAGUCUCCCAACAACACAGACAGGAUCAACACUCUGUGGUAGGCCAGAACACAGGCCCCAGUCCAAGUCCCAACCCCUGCUCAAAUCCAAACACUGGAAGUGGUUACAUGAACUCCCAGCAAUCACUGUUGAAUCAGCAAUUGAUGGGAAAGAAACAGACUCUACAGAGGCAGAUCAUGGAGCAGAAACAGCAGCUUCUCCUCCAGCAGCAGAUGCUGGUUGACACGGAGAAAAUUGCUCCACAAGAUCAGAUAAACAGACAUUUGACAAGGCCACCCCCAGAUUAUAAAGACCAAAGAAGAAAUGUGGGCAACAUGCAGCCAACAGCUCAGUAUUCUGGUGGCUCAUCAACAGUGAGUUUAAACUCUAACCAGGCUUUGGCAAACCCAGUUUCAACACACACCAUUUUAACUCCAAAUUCCAGCCUCAUGUCUACUUCUCAUGGGACAAGAAUGCCAUCCUUAUCCACAGCAGUUCAGAACAUAGGGAUGUAUGGGAAUCUGCCUUGCAAUCAACCUGGAACAUACAGCGUCACUUCAGGAAUGAAUCAGUUGACCCAACACAGAAACCCAAACCAAUUGAUAGCAAAUCAAAACAACCCUCUGAUGCCCCGGCCACCCACUUUAGGGCCCAGUAAUAAUAAUAAUAAUGUGGCCACUUUUGGAGCUGGAUCUCUUGGCAAUUCGCAACAAUUAAGACCAAAUUUAACCCAUAGUAUGGCAAGCAUGCCAGCACAGAGAACGUCGAAUGUAAUGAUCACAUCCAACACAACAGCACCAAACUGGGCCUCUCAAGAAGCAACAACCAAACAGCAGGAAGCGCUGAAAUCUACAGGAGUCCGCUUCCCCCCAGGCACACCUACAGCCUAUACUCCAAACCAGUCAUUGCAACAGGCGGUAGGUAGCCAGCAAUUUUCCCAGAGAGCAGUGGCUCCCCCUAAUCAGUUAACACCAGCAGUGCAAAUUAGACCCAUGAACCAAAUGAGUCAGACAUUAAAUGGACAAAACAUGGGUCCACUCAGAAGUCUGAAUCUCAGACCCAAUCAGCUAAGCACACAGAUUUUGCCUAAUUUGAGCCAGUCAGGAACAGGGUUGAGUCAGUCGAGGACAAGCAUAAGCCAGCCAUCAUCCCUGACAACUGGCAGUUUUCCUUCACCCAACCAAAGUUCCAGGGCUUUUCAAGGAACUGACCAUGGCAAUGACUUAGCUUUUGACUUUCUCAACCAACAGACUGAUAACAUGGGCCCUGCCCUAAACAGUGAUGCUGAUUUCAUUGAUUCUUUAUUGAAGACAGAGCCUGGUAAUGAUGACUGGAUGAAAGACAUCAACCUUGACGAAAUCUUGGGGAACAACUCCUAAAGAAGAAAAGGGAGACAAUUCACAAACUCCAAGCACUAAAAGGCAGUAUUUUACAAGGACUCUGUAAAGGCCAAACUGUUGACUUUUAGUUGGACUCUAUGAAGAUACCUUGGCUUAAAAAUGGAAAGCAGAAAGUAACUGUAGCGGUGAACAUUUUGGUCCAAAUGCUUGUUUUAAAUCUCAAACCUGGAAGUAAAACAUUGGGAUCACUUUUUCCCUGUCUACACCCCAGAACACAGUAUCCAGUUUAUCCAAACAGAACUCUGAUGUUGAUGUGUAAUUAGUUGUGUAAAAUAGGCUCCCCAAGCUCCUUUUCUCCCUGAAAGAAAAGUAAUAGAACUUCUGGCUUGUUUAAACCCCAAGUCAUGCGGAGGUACUAGUUCCAAGCAACAAGCAACAAAUUCCUUAAUUUUCUCUAACAGAUAUGAAGUGUGGUUUAAUCCCUCCACUCUGUCUUUUCAUUUAGGUUUCCUAAAACUUCCAGGGUAGAUUGAAAUGUUACAGAUUUGUUUGGAGUAACCAAACAGUGUCCUAAGUAAACGAAAACUGGAGAACAUAGAGAACACCCAGUGGACUAUAGAAUUUCUUCCCCAGAUUCAUCCCCUCACUUUUUCAGUUUUCCCACAUAUCCUAUACUUCAAGAUGCUGUGUCUAGUGAUGAAACAAGAACGCAGAGAUGGCCAACAUUUUUCCACAACCAAUUUCCAAAUCCAGUUUCUGAAUCUUAGGUUCAGUCGUGACCUAUCCUAAUCAUACUGAAAUGUUAGUGCACAUGUGUCUGCAUCAGAUUUCACUACUUAAAAGGGAAAACACCACAUCAGGCAUUGCUAUAAAGGAGAUGUAUUUGACCACAAAUAACUUGGGGUGUUGCUUACUAUGAUGAUGACUGCUGGUUAGUCCCCAAGCUGAGUGAAAUUGAACCUGGCCCUCUCUGCUUAUUUUGGUGACCAGAGACUGGUUUGUAAGAAAAGGAAGUUUGGAGGCCAAAGCUGACAGUAGAAGGUAUCAUGUUUUGGUUGAAGAUAAGAAGCAAAAGGUUAGGACCAGGGAUGGUGGGUACGGGUGUGUACAAAUCUAUUUCAUAGGGUUUGAAGGAAAGCAUAAUUGAGACAAAAAAUAAUCUGGCCUUAUUUGGACACAUUAUUUGGGUAAACAGCUAAAUAGAAUGUGAUCUAUUAAUAGCAGUCUACUCAUUCUUCUGUCCCUGAUGUGAUGAAUCAUUGCCACAUGCUAGAUGGGCCCUUCAUAUCCAGGUUUUCUCCCUCAGGGCUGAGCACUGUAUCAAAGAAAGAGUUCCUAUUGAGUUGUGUAACAGAUCAGCUGCAAAAUGGCAAAGAUGUGUGCUGAUUUGGGAUGUAUGCAAAAUAUCUCUAUCAUUUUCCUCAUUACAGGGGAACACAGGUUACCUUCAGCUAUUUUAGUUAUACACUCUCAUAUUCAAUUAUCAAGUGAUAUUUAACUGAAAUCAUUUAAUAACUCUUUAAAUACCUUUCUAAAAAGAACACAUUUUGAAAGUUCUGCAAAGCCCUCUUGCAAUCUUUAAAAUGUCUAGAAGCACUCUCUUUUACACAAUACCAACAUCACUGGCCCGGAAUCUUUUCUGUGCUAGGUUGUAAAUAUAAAUAAAUUACUUGUUUUGUAAACUUUUGUAAAGAAUAUUUUGGUAGAAAUACUUAAAUCAUAUUCUUUGGGUUAUAUUUAUACAUAUGUGAAAUAAAUAUACUAUCAAAAGGUUAUAUUUUAUACAAAAAGUAAAUUGUUACCUUUUGUAUGCUAAUAUACAAAGUUUUGUAUCAUAUGAUGGUUUAUUUUUAGCUCUUACACUUCAACCCUAGGUGGUCAAGUGGGAACUUUUGAAAACUAUCAAGAGGCUUGUUAGACAAAUUUAUAUUCUGAAACCUCAAUAAGAAAGCAUUCCAGGUUUCAACUUUCCUUUUUUUUUUUUCCUGCUCCCAAAUUCUUUUUUAAACCCAUAGUUGUGUCUUGUUUGAUUAUUCUGCCGUGCACAUUGUAUUGGUCCUUGUUGCAUGUGGUCUACUGUGUGUUUUCCCAUUUUAUAAAACAGUGUUUCUCCAUGCAAAAAAGUAAGGAAAAAGUUAUGUACAUAUAAACGCUUUUAUUUUAUGGCUCCUCCAUGUUACUGUAUAUAUCUGCCAGCACAUCCCAGUUAUACUCCUGUGAUUCAGCUUAUUUUUACCCUAACAUAAAUAGUAUGUUUUGUAGUAGCUAUCAAAUUUAAGAGAUAAAGCAAUCAAAAUGUUUGGAUUUUCUUCUAUCUUAAUGUGAAUUUCAUAAUUAAUGUCUAUUUAUUCAGCUAUUCAUUAAAAUACAGGAUUCUUUGGAAAAAA